AUGUUAUCAAACGACUCGCCACUUUCAAAGGGUAGCGAGUUGGAACGAGACAAGAUGUCGUUCGCCCUCGGUGGCGAUCACAUCAAUACAAUGAAUAAUAAUCAGAAACAACAACAACAACAACAACAACAGCAACAACAACAACAACUACAACCUCCUCCUACAUUGAUACUCAAUAAUAAUGGAAACAACAACAACAAUAAUAAUAAUAAUAUGAUACCAUUCUCAUCAAUGGGUGGAAUGUUGUCUGGUUUGAACAAUAACAAUAACAAUCAUGUAUCAUCAAGUCCCAUGAGUAUCAAUGGCAAUACAUCAACAGACUCAUCACCCAAUCACUCACUACUCUUUGGCAUCGUUGACAAUCUCACCACGCCCAGUAGCGCCAAGUUCAAUGCAUCAAUCCAGGGAACAAGAUCAAAGGAUGCAUCAGCUAGACGAAGGAAACAUCAACAGAGUAAAUCACAGAGCUAUUCAAACUUUACAAACUUCAUGCCUGAUCUUGGCGUCGUUGGACUGCCGAUUAACAGUCAGGAGGAUCAGAGCGAGGCCGUGCUGGACUACUGCAGCGUGCUGAAGGACAGGCUGAAGCAACUGUCAUCACGCAUUCAAAUGGACAACACAGAGAUGGCUCACAAGGAUGCUGAGAUCGAGCUGAUGACUGGCCGUCUCAACAAGUACAACAACGAGAUCAGGGAGAAGGAGGAGGAGAACGAGCGACUGCACGAGCAGAUCAAUCAGCUGCAGAAGCGUCAGCACGACGAGAGCAUCACAAAAAACACGCUGGAGCGCGAGCUGGUCAACAUCAAGGACCAAUGGGUCAGUCCGCAGGAGAUUGAGGAUUGGAAGGAGCAGAUCGAGGACGUCUCGGUGGUGAUGCAUCGCAAGGACGCCGAGAUCGAGUCAUGGAUGGAGAAGGUGCAGCUGCAGGAGCAAAAGGUCGAAGCGCUGCAGGAGCAGCUGAGGCGUGAGCGCGAUCUCAAUGUGUUCUCACGGCAAGAGUCGGAGAACACCCAUCGCCAGAUGAAGCAAGAGCGCGAGAACUACUUCAGUCAGAUCGAGGAGCAGAAGGCACGCGCAGAUCGCGCCAAACUAAAGACCAAGUCCUGGAAGGAGCGACACAGCCGCGCCACAGUCGACGUGGAGGCCAGUCAACGCGCGGUCGACAAGAUGAAGGGCCAGCUGUCGAGCGCCGAGAUCGAGUCGCUCAAUCAUCAGAAGGAGAUCGACCGUCUGCGCCAGAGUCUGUCCGAGUCGAGCAAGAAAUACGACGAUCUGAGCAGCUCACAGCAAUCGAUGACGCAGGAGCUCAAGCAAUCAGAGGGCGAGCGUCUGGCCAUCAUCGGUCUGAUGAACAGGAAUGAAGUGGAGAUUGAAGAGCGAGUGUCGUUGCUGGUGUCCGAGUGCGCCAAGUCCAACGAGACGAUCGCACGCCUCAACGAGCGCAUUGGCGAGCUGGAGUAUCAAUUGGGAAGUGAGCGAUUGAGCAAGCGCGUGACCGCAAUCUCGCUCACCGAUGCCACCUACACAAUGUCCGAGAAGAACCUGAUCAAGCUGGUGCAGGAGAAGGACGAGGAGCUGCAGCGUCUCAACAAACAGGUGCAGCGACUACAGAUCGAUUCAAACUCAUUGAUGACGCGAUACAAGAAGAUGGAGGAGAACAUGAAUGAGAACUCAUCACAGCUGCAGUUCACCAAGAAGUCAUUGCGCAACUCUCGCAAGGAGUUGUCCAAGAUCACACAGGAGCUACUCAUACUCAGUGAUGAGAACUUCACCGAGAGCAUUGGUAGCAACACAUCGAUACUCAAACGCAAGUCAUUGGACCUAAGCGAUCUGUCAAGGAUCAUGCAAGAGUAUGAUGCUACCGCUGAGGCUGACAACAACAAUCAUGGUGUCAUGGACGACAAGAAUGAACAGGCACAAGACAACAACAACAACAGUGGAUACAUUGCGAGCCAACCUGUGACAUCACCUUUGAAACAGACACGUAGGGAUAGAGGCAAGUCGACGCCACCCGCAGUGCAGAAGCAACUUCAACAACAACUCCAGCAACAAAAGGAGACUGAGGAGGCCAAUGCCAAGGCCACCGCAAAGGCUACAUCAUCAUCAUCCAAGACCAAGUCCAAUAACAACGAUCAAAAGGCAACGACGUCGACGCCAAAGACUGUGGAGCAGGUGGAGGACAUGCUGGAAAGGGCACGUUCCGCCAACAUUGGUUAUAGACUGCACAUUCAAUUCUUGAACAAGGAGAUCAAGAUGCUGGAGAAGGACACACAACAACAGAAGGACUAUAACGCAACACUUGUGACUCGUUUGAACUUGGAGUUGGAGGAGUCACGCAGGACAAACGCACGCAUUAGAAAGGCAUUCCUUCAGCGAUUUGCAAAGGAAGACGACUCAAUCUUUCUCGACUACUAUACGAUUGCAGACAAGCAUCAUCCACCUAUCAACGCAUCUGUACAGAAGGAGUUGAUGUUACCCAUUACUCCUAUAUCCCCUUCUUUAUCAUCAUCUUCAUCUUCUUCAUCAUCAAUGGCAGAAUCACCAUCAACAUCAUCUACAUCAUUAUCACAACCAACAACAACAGUAUCUUCAGCAAUUGUCGACAAGGCUGUAAUUGUUGUUGCACCGAACGAACAAGAACGAGAACAAGCCACAUCAACAUUGGCAACAAAGACUUCAAGCAAUGGUAGUAGUAGUAAUACCAGCCCGACCUUCCUCAAACAACAGACCACAACAACUACAACAACGACGACAACUACAACUACUACAUCCAGACAAGUGGAUCUGAAUAGGCAAUGUAACAAAUGUAGCAAAGAGUUUGGAAUGUGGUCAAGGAAGCAUAAUUGUACAGCAUGCCAAAUGGUAUAUUGCUCGGACUGUUGCAACACCAAGACAAAGCUUUGUAAUUUCUGUACUACAACUCUACCUUCAUCAACUGCCGUAGCAACACCAACUCUUCCAACUAAUGCUCCACCUCCAUCCACCACGGCUCGUAAAUAA
This is a messenger RNA of Acytostelium subglobosum LB1, 3000 nucleotides long. RefSeq lists its product as hypothetical. NCBI's taxonomy places the organism in Eukaryota, Evosea, Eumycetozoa, Acytosteliales, Acytosteliaceae. The record is from RefSeq and is a predicted model, not a curated record. The transcript is spliced from 3 exons. Gene Ontology annotation, molecular function: metal ion binding. Bases 1 to 3000 code for a protein of 999 amino acids.